This is a messenger RNA of Helianthus annuus (common sunflower), 519 nucleotides long. RefSeq lists its product as uncharacterized. Bases 1 to 519 code for a protein of 172 amino acids. The transcript has 2 exons. NCBI's taxonomy places the organism in Eukaryota, Viridiplantae, Streptophyta, Magnoliopsida, Asterales, Asteraceae. The record is from RefSeq and is a predicted model, not a curated record.
AUGGACACCAAACUCCACCCAACAGUUACUGUCACCAACAUCAAAUCAUUCAUCCCCAUCACCCUUGAAUCUGACUCCGCACAGUCCACGACAUGGUCGGAGUUCUUCCGCAUCCACUGUCGAGCGUUUCUUGUUUCCGAUCACCUUGAACGUCCUGCCACUACCACUUCCGAUACCACCAAAACCACCGACACUGAGAAAACAUCAACCCCGAAAACUGCUCUUGAUUCGUGGGAGAGGCUGGAUGAAAUAGUCCUUCAAUGGAUCUAUGGCACCAUCUCCUCGGACCUUGUUCAAACCCAUUAUGAAGAAAGGCUCCACUGCCUAUGUUGCGUGGGCUGCCCUCGAGGCCCUGAACUCAAAGUAAUUGCCGACCAACUCAACAAUAUUGAAGCCCCUGUUGAUGACCAAUCUCUUGUGUUGCAAACAUUGGCCGGUUUUACCGAUUCCUAUGAAGUUGUGGCCAUUGUUCUUGGCAACACAAAACCCCUGCCAUCCUUCAACGAGGUCCGUUCAUAA